AUGACGACCGUGGUCCCUACGUCCGAAGAGGAUCCAGCCCUCUCCGUCGUACGUUUCACCUCCGAACUCUCAUGGUCCGACGCCGGUCCCGAGGUUGCGGAACAACAAGUGAGCAGGCUGUGCGUGGAAGCGCAAGAAUGUAUGGUGAUGAAUCGGUGGUUGGAUUUGACUUCUUUAAUGUUAACUUCUGCAGACAUUGUUUUUUCAAACUCCAAGGUUUCCGAGAAAGAUCUUGAGUGUAUCUUCACUGUCAUUUGCAAUCUUGUCACCAAGUCCAAAAGUCCAGAUGAAGAACUUGAGAUGACCAAAAUUAUAUGCGCAAAAAUUAUUCAACAACCAAGUGACAAGCCUGCGUUGCGCCUAAAGAUCUUGUUCAAUCUGUACAACCUACUGGAUAAUGCAUACUGCCGGUUCUAUGUUUACAUGAAGGCCCUAAAUUUGGCUAUGAUUGGAAAAGUCACUGAACAUGUCAUUCCUUCUUGCAAAAAGAUUGAUAGCUUCUUGAAAGAGUGGAAUCUUGAAGUUCAGGAUGAGAGAGAGCUUUUUCUCAGUGUUGCUAAUGCUCUAAAAGAUAGUAAGAGCUCUGUAAAGGAUUCUUUCAAAUUCUUGACCAAGUAUUUAGCAACUUUCUCUGGCGAGGAUGCUUAUAAAAUGGGUGAAGCCAAGGAGGAAGCUGCGCGUACUAUUAUUGAAUUUGUUAAGGCACCUGAAACAUUUCAGUGUGAUCUACUAGAUAUGCCUGCUGUUGCACAGUUGGAAAAGGAUGCUAAAUAUGCAUUGGUAUAUCAGCUCCUGAAGAUCUUCCUGACUCAGAGGCUGGAUGCUUAUUUGGAGUUUCAAGCUGCAAAUUCUGCUCUACUGAAAAGCUACGGUCUUGUUCAUGAAGAUUGUAUAGCGAAGAUGCGGUUGAUAUCAUUGGUGGAUCUGGCUUCACAUGAAUCUGGUCAAAUCCCAUAUUCCCUCAUCAAAGAUACUCUUAGGAUUGAUGAUAAUGAGGUGGAAUUAUGGGUAGUGAAAGCAUUAACUGCUAAGUUAAUUGACUGUAAAAUGGACCAGAUGAAUCAAGUUGUGCUUGUGAGUUCCUGUACAGAGCGUGUGUUUGGGCAACAACAGUGGCAGGUUCUUAGGACAAAGCUUGGUACAUGGAGGGGUAAUAUUGCAAAUGUCAUAAACACCAACCAAGCUAACAAGAUUGCUGAAGAUAGCUCACAGGCAGCACAGGGAUUGAUGAUUCGUUAG
Dovyalis caffra is the source of this 1239-nucleotide messenger RNA. The record is from the annotation of a GenBank genome assembly. NCBI's taxonomy places the organism in Eukaryota, Viridiplantae, Streptophyta, Magnoliopsida, Malpighiales, Salicaceae.